AUGAAUUUUCUUUUAGCAAAACUUGAUGCUUAUGUUAUGUAUACUUGGAAAGCUAUUAACUUAAGUUUAACAACAUCUUAUGGGAAUAAUUUAAUUCAUUUCAUCUUUUUAUCUGCCGUUUUGGUUGCCUUGUAUGAAAAGAAUGAGAAGCCAUCCUCAGCCCUUGAGCAAGUUUCAGAAAAAAUUAGGGGUCCAACUGCUUCUGAAUAUGAAAAGCUAAAAGCUGAGAUAUCAGAUUUGCAAGCAAAGUAUAAUGAGGUCUUGGGCAAGCAUGAAGUGACCUGCAAAGGCGUUUGAUUUGAUUUAUUUGAGUAAGGUCUGUAUGGUAGCAUCUUCAACUAAAUAGGUGAAAUGUUAUUGAGUUUGAUUUUUUUUUUUAAAUAUAUGGUUUUAGCAGGUCUUAGCAUAAAAGUAGUUCAAAAAAGAAAUGCUAUUAUGUCCAUUAUCACAGCAAAAUGUACCCAGCUCCAUAACAAGAAUAACAAGGAGAUAAUUAAAUUAUAAAACACUUGCGGAACAUAAAACAAGAAAAUCAUAAUGCCAAAUAGCAACUAGAAUCUGUAAGCCCUAUGAAAUUUAAUAUAUUAAACAAAAAAUUCUCGAA
This is a messenger RNA of Theobroma umbraticum, 604 nucleotides long. RefSeq names its product c-Myc-binding protein. Lineage: Eukaryota; Viridiplantae; Streptophyta; Magnoliopsida; Malvales; Malvaceae. The record is from RefSeq and is a predicted model, not a curated record. Gene Ontology annotation, cellular component: nucleus. Gene Ontology annotation, molecular function: transcription coactivator activity. Gene Ontology annotation, biological process: regulation of DNA-templated transcription.